AUGGGAGAAAGAGAAGGAACUGACAAGGGUGGAGAAGAAAGGCAAGAAAGGAUGAGGCCGCAGUUUAACCAGCAAGGUUUGCACUCAGGACCAAAAGAAGACCUUUAUUUUGGAGUUUUAACCAAAAAACAUCUGAUAAUGAUAUCUGUGGCCGUUGGACUUGUCAUCCUGGUGAUCAUCAUUACUCUCGCAGCCGUGCUCUCUAAAAAGCCAGGUUGCCCAGCUGCCCCCUCGUUUUCUACUGGUGGAGAUAUGCUGGACUUCCUGGUUCAGUCUGGUGAAAUCAGCAAACCUGACGGUCUGUUGGCUACCUGGUUUCACAGAGCCAAUACCAAGGAGGAAAUGAACAAAGCUCUCACAAGUGACUCUAUGAUCCUGGAGGCUGAUGUCACUCUGGAGGGUUAUGGCACACCAAGUGAGAAGCCAGUGCCUAUCAUGGCCCACCCUCCUGCCAUCUAUAGCGACAACACUCUGGACCAAUGGUUGGAUGCUGUGCUGGCCUCUAGAAAAGGCAUGAAGCUGGAUUUUAAGUCCCUCAGAUCAGUGGGUUUGUCACUGGACCUACUUAUUCAAAAGAACAGUAGUAGAGGAAUAAACAGGCCUGUGUGGCUCAAUGCAGACAUCCUCCAUGGUCCCAACGUACCAGACCUCCUGCCUCCAGUCAAUGGAACCAGAUUUCUGCAGUUGAUUCAGGAGAAAUUUCCAGAUGUGACUGUGUCUCCUGGAUGGCAGGUGGGCUAUUUCCCUCCACUUCACACUAACACCUACACCAGGGCCAUGGUAGAGGGCAUGUAUGAUAUCAUCAAAGAUGUCCCUCAGAAGGUGACAUUCCCAGUCCAUGCUCUGUUGGUUCGCAGUGGCUGGCAGCACAUCAGCUGGCUCCUCAGCCAGUCACCAAGGUUCAGUCUGACAUUGUGGCAGGGUUCAAUUAACCCAAACAUCAGCGACCUGCUGUUUGUGCGUGAGAACAGUUACCCUACCAGAGUCUACUACGACAUUUAUGAACCAACGCUGUCUGAAUUCAAACAGGCCGCAAAGCAGCAGGGACUUCUGAGGAGAUUCUAUCCUGGAGGAAACCUGAUGGAUUUCCUCUUUCCAAUCCGCAACUCAGACACUGACCUCCCGUCUACCGUCACGCGGCAAAGCAGCCUGGAGGUUCGAUGGUUUAGAGUCACUGAUCAGACCUCGGUGUUUGCGCAGCUUUCAGGUAGUGGUGGGGGUAUGUUGGUGGUUCAGGUGACCUCUGACAGUGAGCAACCUGGAGUCCCUCUGGUAGAAGGUUCUGGAAAGAGCUCAGAGGCCCUCACGCUGCAGGACUUCCUGCAGCUGCUCGGGCAGAGAGAUGAUGCACCAUGGGGUAUUAACCUGCGGAUCCACACUCAGCAGCUUCUGGAAGCUUCUCUCAAACUGCUGUCUUCAGCCUACAGCACUGAGAAGCUCUACAGGCCUGUCUGGAUCAGCAUGGAGGGUUUACAGAGCACUGACGACAUCAAGGAGUUUAUGUCAACAGUAGAGAGACUUUUUCCUUAUGUCACCCUCGUCCUGACAGAGCAGGCCUGGCCUCCUCUGCUCCCAGUGACAGGCUUGUCUCAGAGGGUGGCUUUACGCCUGAACACAGCAUCACUGCCGAAAGGACAGGAGGCGCUUCACUCUCUAAUGGAAAUGAUGGACAGGUGGACGGACCUCAUAGUGGAGGACACACAAAGCAGUGCUGAAGCUUUUGCAGCCCUUAAAGGACUUAUGACCCAGUGUACAGGGAGAGCAAAUACCAACCUGUAUUUGAUAUCUGCUAAGUCCUAACUGAGGGUAGAUAUGAACAACCCAGAAUUCCAGCACUGCAAUGGAUAUUUGUGUCAUACAAUCACCCCCAUUUAAUGUGAAUAUUCAUAACAGCGAACAUUAAAACCUUUACACAUUAGUCAUCAAAAACUGACUGGUAUAUUGGGAGGCUAAUGUUAUCAGCUGAUACUGGCUAUUUAUCAAUGUAUACAGUGACGAAUGUAUGUAAGAAAUGAUUGUAUAGAACACCAAUGUGAGUGCUUGAGUUCUCAUCUUCCACCGAAA
Molecule: messenger RNA, 2064 nt
Organism: Plectropomus leopardus (leopard coralgrouper)
Lineage: Eukaryota; Metazoa; Chordata; Actinopteri; Perciformes; Serranidae
Gene: fam151a
Product: family with sequence similarity 151 member A
Source: RefSeq, a predicted model, not a curated record